ACAUGCACUGAUCAGUCAUGACAGAUGCCGGUGGUGGACGUUAUCAUCUUGACAGGCAGAGGUAGAAUGCCAUGUUGAGCAAAACCUCUCAAGGUGGCGCUAGUUUUUCAUGUCUUCGUCGACUGCCCGAGGGUUGCUUGUACACAAUUGCCAUCAUCAUCGUCGACUGAUUGCAUUAGAAAUACAGGCAAGCAAACCACAACGAAUGCCAGAAUGCCAUACAAUGAUGCGGCAAGAAUAAACCUCGCUAAGCCAAUAAUGAUCACCUUUCCCUCUGAUGCAAUCCCCCUGAUUCCAUGGUCCUCAACUUAUCCCAAAAGAGUAUGUGGACCACGUCCCGACACGGAAAUGGUGUUUCCAUUUUUGGCUGCGGCUGUUCUGUCCAAUAACAUGUGUUUGUCAGGGUUCGUGAUCAAGUUUUCUGCCCGUGUCAUUUUAUAUUUCACUCCUGUCCGGAACGCCCGGGAAUGGAGGAAAAUACGUCUGUACCUGAGGGUACCUGAAGGUUUGAUACGUGGAGUACGAUGUGGCUAUGGCUACUGCUUUUUUAUUUAUUAUUUUUUAUUUAUCUUCUUCUUCUUCUUCUUUUCCCCCCAACUGAGUAGAUUAGUAUCAGUCCUGCAGAGCAGCAGAAUAACUGCAUUAGUUUACCUGUGUUCUAACGACAAUCAUGCUAAGCAAAUGCUAAGACUUUGCCAAUACCAGCGAUCAUCCCGACUGAUCACAUUAUGCAGGAUGUAUUGCAUGAUCCAGCUGAAUACUGGGUCCCUGCUUGUCGAGUGGAUGUGGUGAUGAGCGAUGAUGGACGGUGAUGGUCGUCGAUUUAUGGGGGUCGGUUUGGGGUCGCUUAGAUCAUCCCCAGUAGAUCAUAGCUGGUUUAGGGAGGUCCUUAUAGGCCCCAGAGUUUUCCGGACCAUAGGGGAUUUUUGUGCGGAUAUGCAAUGGGAGGAUCAUAAUUCAUCGUAAUGCUGUUGUCUUUUCUG
Molecule: messenger RNA, 983 nt
Organism: Aspergillus glaucus CBS 516.65
Lineage: Eukaryota; Fungi; Ascomycota; Eurotiomycetes; Eurotiales; Aspergillaceae
Exons: 1
Coding region: 214-792 (192 amino acids)
Source: RefSeq, a predicted model, not a curated record